CGUCCACUUCGAGAGCUACCUCCGACCAACAGCUUGUUCACCAGGUUCCACUCCCUUCAAGUACAACUGGGAUCUCAAGCACACCCUAUCCAGAUGCUCAGCUCUGCCCCUCCGAGAUAACAUGACCUACUUUUCUGGGACCAACAACGCCUUGUCCAAAGACCCCUGCAUUCAUCGGAUGGGGCCCAUCUGCUGCCAGCUACUGCAUUUCAUGUCAGCCGUCAACGCAGUUUACACUUUGGUGCUACCCACCCGGCAUCUUGGGGUCCAACGUUUUCAGCUUCGAGCUUGUCCCGGGUCCUGGAACGAAGAUUGUAGCAUCUUCAUCCUUCCAUAAGACAAUGUGUUGCCACAGUGCUGCAACACCAACUACAGCCGUCGUCCACGCAUUGUAUGGUGUCCUUCGGGUACCACCCGGUUGUAUCAUCUCUCCCUUCUGGAUGCACUGGACACGCUGACGCAACUGAGAGCAUUACCCCAUGGCAAGCGGGUGUUCUCCGGCUCUACCCACCAUGUGCGACUUCCACAAGAGGCCUCAAAGGACCGCACUCAUUAUGAUGAGCGCGAGGCUCACAUGUCGCCCAACCCUGCAGCCAACACUUGGGCGGCACCAAUUCCUGGAACAGGUCCCGGAAGUAGUUCAAAGUACUUCCACUUGCCUUGCCGUUGUAACGCGUCAUCGCGAUGCUUCAUGAGUCGACUUACACCAACAUGAUACAAUGGUCUCCUGGUACGACGCGCUCUCCAGACAACCUUUGCCCCAGGAUAGCUUGAUCAUGCUCGCAGAUGGACGCGUUCCGCUUCUUCUGGACAAAGCAUGUGACAACCGCUGAAAUGCAGUUGCUCAGCAUACUGACAGCGGCUGUACCGUCCCGGCCGCCCUGCCCUCAAAGGACGGCCUCCCAAUCUCCUUCAACGGGACGGGAAGGCCCGGAAUGGCUGCCUCAGUUUCUAGAGCUACACGACGAUCAGGCCGACUCAGCUUCGUGUCACCCUCUGUGCUCUCGGGGUUUUAGGUGGACAGGAAACCCCGCCUUAGCAGCUACCAGGCUUGCGGCAACAUAGCACACUAUUCGAGAGCCGUUGUGACGUCGCUGGCGGCUGAGAAGCUUCGGGGCUCAACUUGAUACCGGCGCACCUUCGGAGGGUUCACCUGCCCUUUGUCCCAUCUCGACCACCUUCCACAACUGCCCCGCCUUACGACCACCAUCUCCAUCGGAUUCUUUCUGUGGCUGUACCAAUAUUUCAUUGGCCCUAGGCCUGUGAGGUGCUUCGUGAUGCGCCUGACUUGCUUCUACACAUGGUGGCGUUUCUUGUUAGCCGGAGCAGUGUCACCAAGAUGAUUUUCGUCACCUCCAUCUAAUGGCUGCAAUUGGGUACCUUGGCUAAUGCAAGAUUGACAAGCGGGGCGCCUUUCCAGACUUGAACGACUGACUGUCGUCUCUCCUCUGGAGAAAGGCAAUCGUACCACCUUGGACUGGCUCGCUUUGGCCAGCAUUUCCUUGUGCCGAUGCGAUUACGUGCCGCGCCAGCGAGCGACAGGGAUUGGCGCAAUACCGGGUCAACCGAGCUGACUUCGAGGCAACACCACUCUCAAGUACCUAGAGAUACUCUUUGAAGGACCCCUCAGCCCCUAGAGGACCACCACCGGAGGCAGAGACAGCUGGCUGCCGGCCACCUGCCUUCCUUUUGGAUCAAUGAUGGGCCCCAAGUCGACAUCUUCUCGACUUUAAUAAUUCUGGUCAAAGGAACAACUAGGAAAUGACCAGCGAGCCUCAUCAUUAGACUUAGAUGGCGAAACCUCAAUGGGUGUAUAUCUCCUCUACGUCAAGCACUUCUUCGAGGAGCACAUAGGCCCAUGAGAAAACAAGCAAGAUUCAAGUUGAUGGUCUCGAUAGCGGUUGCACCGGAAAAUCCUGCGAUAGAACGCGGAUAAGUGUGGGCAUGGCAUUGACCGUGUUUCUUACUGUCAUGAAUGCACUCUGAUGCUGGCAGAGCUCUUCGUUGCGCAGACAUGACGAAGAAUAUUGAGUUUUCUUUCAGGAGGAGGAUUAAGAAGAAGAAUGUUCAGAAAUGGCAGUCGGCCCCGAAACACCACCCGAGGGACAACAAGUGUAGCAACUAGGCGCUUCCCCGUUCCUCAGUCGAGUGGAUGCGGUUGCAAUGUUGAACUGUGCGGCAAUGCGGCAACCUUUGGAAUACCGUUAUGGCUGGAAACUGAAGGAAGGAAGUCGCAUGCUCCGAGUGAAUGACGGUGGGUCAAUGGAGUUGCCGCUCUCCUUAACCCAGGCGGAGCCUCAAUUGUUGGAAGUCACUUCACGUCACCUCCCGCAAACGGCGGCACGUUGUUGAUUCCCGGUGGAGUGGAUUUCACCACCGGGCAACAACCGCCAACAACUAACCGACGCGACUUGCCAUCGCCCACCGCCGUUCUGCAACGGGUAGGGAACCUGGCAACGAACGGGCGGCGCUUGUCCUUUGGCCGCGACAGCUGACGAACCUUCUUCCUCGGGUCGCCAGUGGAAGUGAAUUGUAUCUUUGCGGCUCUGGGAUCCAGUUCUGGCCCGCAGGUUUGGCACCCACCAUCGAAACCGACCUUCACUACCGCCGUGGUCACCGCCUUCCUUCUGCCCACUCGCCCUUCACUCAAUGCCCGGCGAAAACGAUUUCUACUAGUACCCCUCCAGUCGUGCCUGGACUUCGCUCUCUCCCAACCCGACUUCCACCCUCUUCUUCUUCGUACAAAUACCACACAAAAACAACCCACCCUUCCUUUCGAAACAACUUCUCCUCUGUCACUGAGCAGAGCAUUUCGGCAUUGGCUUUCUCCGUCUUCUUGCUUACAGCAUUUUCUCUCGGUACCACGUACAUACCUGCGCCUUCUCUGCGAGAACGACGACUCACGACUCACGACCUGAGGAACGACUUUCUUUUCUGUUCUCUUGCAUUUCGGCGUUCGGUCCAGUACUAGAUAUCUAAUUUCUCUCGCCCUACCAAUACUCCUAGAACUACAAGAACCUCACAACAAUCAUAAUGUCUUACAAGAUUCCGCUGUCUGAGCCCAUCGCCAUUGUGGGCAGCAGCUGCCGCUUUACGGGCGAAGCCACAUCCCCCGCCAAGCUGUGGGAGCUUCUGAAGGACCCCAAGGAUCUUACGCGCGAAGUCCCCAAGGAUCGGUUUAACGUCGAGGGCUUCUAUCACCCCGAUGGUGAGUAUCACGGCACUACCAAUUCGGCCAAGGCCUACUUCCUCGAGCAAGACCAUCGCCUCUUCGAUGCCAGCUUCUUCAACAUCACCCCGAAGGAGGCUGAGGCCAUUGAUCCCCAACAGCGUAUGCUGCUGGAGGUAGUGUACGAGGCUCUCGAGUCCGCCGGUUACACCCUCCAAGAUUACUCCGGCAAGAAGGUUGCCGUCUUCGCUGGUGUCAUGACAGCCGAUUACGACACCCUUUCUCAGCGCGACGAUCUGUCUGUCAGCCAGUACUACGCCACUGGCAAUGCUCGCUCCAUCAUUUCGAACCGCGUGUCGUACUUCUUCAACUUCCAUGGUCCUUCUAUGACCAUCGACACAGCCUGCUCUUCCAGUCUGGUCGCCCUUCACCAAGCCGUUCUCUCUCUUCGCUCGGGUGAGGCUGAGAUGGCAUGCGUUUCAGGUGUCAACUUGAUUCUCACCCCCGAGCAGUUCGUCGUCGAGUCGAGCCUGCACAUGCUUAGUCCCACUGGCCGCUGCCACAUGUGGGACGAUCGCGCCGACGGUUAUGCACGUGGCGAGGGUGUCGCCGCGAUCUUCAUCAAGCCUCUUAGCAAGGCUUUGGCCGACGGUGAUCGUAUUGAGGCCAUCAUCCGCGAGACCGGUGUCAACUCUGACGGCCGCAGCAAGGGCAUCACCAUGCCCAACUGGGAGGCACAGUCCGCCCUGAUCCAAGACACCUAUCGUCGCUCUGGCUUGAACGCCAGAGACCCCAUUGAUCGUUGCCAAUUCUUCGAGGCUCAUGGUACCGGCACUGCUGCUGGUGAUCCCAAUGAGGCUAGAGCGAUUGAGGAUGCCUUUUUCGGCCGUAACGUCAGCACUUCGAGCCAAGACACGGCCGAAGUGUCAAAGCUACUUGUGGGCUCUGUCAAGACUGUCAUCGGUCACACCGAAGGUGCCGCCGGAUUGGCCGGUCUCUUCAAGGUGGUUCAUGCCAUGAUCAACGGCACUGUGCCUCCUAAUUUGCACUUCAACAGACUUCAGCCAGCUGUCGCCAAGUAUUACUCGCACCUUCAUGUGCCCACCAAGGCCCUUGCCUGGCCUUCUGUCGCGGCUGGACAGCCCAGACGUGCCACUGUUAAUUCCUUCGGAUUCGGAGGAACCAACUCGACUGCAAUUUGCGAAAUGUACGUUCCGGAGAUUCAUGACCCGGUCGCCAAGAUCUUUGCUCCGACCCUCAUUGUGCCCAAGCUCAUCAAUUCGGGCUCUCUUUCGGCUGAUGGCCAGACUCGUCUGCCCCUGGUCCUUUCCGCCAGCUCGCCCAGGUCUAUGGGCGCUGUUGCCAAGUGCUAUCGCGAUUACCUCGCGCAGGUGUCGUUGCCUCUUGAGGAGGCUGCGUGGUAUGCUUACAAGAACCGCACCGCAUUUCCUUACCGCACUGCCGUUAGCGGAUCUUCACUGUCGGACAUUAUGAAGGGUCUCGACACCUUGAUUGCAAAGGCCGAGGCUGGCAAAGCAGCUACAAUCAGUGUCCGCGCUCGCCCCGAGACCGAUGUUCCCAAGAUCCUGGGUAUCUUUACCGGCCAAGGUGCUCAGUGGGCCACCAUGUCCCGUGGUUUACUGCAGAGCAACAAUGUUUAUGCUCAGUCCAUUCGCAACCUCGACCAGGUCCUUCAGGCCUGUCCUCAUCCGCCCUCGUGGUUCCUUGAACAGGAGAUCAUGGCCGACGCAAGUCUCUCUAGAGUUGGGAAGGCGGCCAUCUCCCAGCCUCUCUGCACCGCGGUCCAGAUCGCCCUCAUCGAUCUUCUCGCUCACUUGGGCAUUACUUUCCACACCGUUGUCGGUCAUUCAUCCGGCGAAAUUGCUGCGGCUUACGCGGCGGGCAAACUUUCUGCUCGCGAUUCGAUUCUCAUCUCGUAUUAUCGCGGAAAAUACGCCCACCUCGCCAGCGGUGCCCAGGGCAGUCUGGGUGGCAUGAUGGCUGCAGGUUUGACGAAGGCAGAAGCCGAAGAGCUUUGCGCCCUGCCUCAGUUUGGCAACCGCGUUUGCGUUGCUGCCAGCAACGGACCCAGCAGUGUCACCUUGUCAGGCGACCUUGACAUUGUGCAAAAGGUCCAUGAUCACCUUGUUGACGAGAAGAAGUUUGCGAGGAUGCUGCAGGUCGACACAGCCUAUCACUCGCCUCACAUGGUGCGCCCUGCUAAUGAGUACAUUGAGGCCCUCAAGGCUUGCAACAUUGCUCCAUUGCAGGAUGGCAACGGCACCACCUGGGUGUCCAGCGUCUACGGUCAUGGUGAACCCACGUCUGAAGAGCUCGCGUCCUCCUACUGGCGCGACAACAUGGUCAAUGCAGUCCUUUUCUUUGAGGCUGUCAGCACUGCUCUGGAAGGACAAGGUCCCUUUGACUGUGCCAUCGAGGUUGGACCUCACGCGGCCCUGCGCGGCCCCGUCAUUCAGACCAUGAAGGCCAAGUCGGGAGAGGCCAUUAUCUACUCUGGUCUUCUCGACAGAAAGCUCGACGAUCGCAUUGCUUUUGCGGACUUCUUGGGCUGGAUGUGGUCUAACUUCGGCUCAUCGUCAUCAUUGAUUGAGAGGUUUGUUCAGAGCUCAGUCAAUCCUGAAUUGGCUCACCUUCGUUUCCAGCAGGGUCCCAAUUACCCUUGGGACCACUCGCAUACCUACUACCGCGAGUCACGCAUUUCUCGUCAGUAUCACUUCAGGACCCACAAACCUCAUGAGCUUCUCGGUAUUCGUACCAGGGAUGACAACGAGCAUGAGCUCAGAUGGCGCAACAUCAUGAAGUACGCCAAGCUUCCAUGGGCCCAGGGCCACAAGUUCCAAGGACAGGCGCUGCUUCCGGCUUCAGCAUACUGUAUCAUGGUGUUGGAUGCUGCACGCGUCCUUUCGGGUAACCGCGCCGCUUCUGUUGUCGAGCUGCGCGACUUGAAGUUUAUGGCUGGCAUCACGCUGGAGCCUGAGUCUCCCGGUGUUGAGACCCUCUUCUCUUUGGUGGUGUCCAACUCGCCCAAGAACGCCUCCACUAUUGAGGCCUUAUUCACGCUGACCUCGGCGCCUGCUGAUGGCACCAUUGACAUGAAGCUGAAUUUCAGUGGACAGCUUCAUAUUGUCCUCGGAGAGAAGUCUCCCAACGCACUUAGCCGUCGUCCCGCGCAGCGCGCUGAGACCCUCACCGCCCAACCCGAGGCGUUCUACAAGAUGAUGGCAGGCACAGGUCUGGAUUAUAACGGACCUUUCAAGGGAUUGACGGCCAUUGAGCGUCGCUACCAGUUUUCCUCUGGCACUGUGAAGAGGUUCCAUGCAGAUGACCAGACUGGCUUGGACAUCAGCCCUGCCACGCUGGACAGCUGCUUGCAGACUGCGUUCCUCACUGUUUCUUCCCCUGGUGACGGGUCCCUGUGGACUUCGUUCCUUCCCAAGGUGAUGAGUCGUGUCAAGUUCAACCUUGCUACCUGUCGCAGCGGUGGGCGCGAUGAUAACCUUGUUGUUGAUGCCUAUCUUACUAAAGGCACUCCUUUCUCCAAAACGGCUGCAGCCUCUUUCACAGCUGAGAUCAACAUCUUCAACCCCGAGGGCAACCUGGAGAUUCAAAUUGAGGGACUGACCGUUGGCUCCUUCACAUCGACUCGCCCUGAAAAUGACAAGGAGCUUUAUCUCACUACCGUCUACGAACUCGACCCUGAGGAUGAGAUCGUUGCUUCUCCAGCGGAGGCCCUCAAUGGCGUGAGUCCCAUGCUCUUCGAGAGCUGUGCCAGAGUUGCCUCGUUUUACGUCGAGCGUGCCGCGCUUAAACGCCUCAAGGAAACGCCCAGGGAUCUGCUUGAGCCAGCGGGUUACCAGACCGAGACUCGCUUGGUGUCCAACUCCUGGCCCAACGAGACCGAGCAGAGUCUGGAGAAGUUCAUCCGUUCUUCGCCCUAUUUCAUGACUCUCGAUUUCGUUCGCCACCUGGGAGAGAAUCUCCCUGACGUCCUUCCGGGCAUGCUCCCUACCUUGGUUCAAGAGGCACAGCAGCUCGCCUAUUUCCAGAAGCAGGUCGGCCGUGUUGUUCGCCAGAUCGUUCACAAGUACCCUCGCAUGAACAUCCUUGGCCUGACUGAUCCCGAAUUGGGCUUGACCGAGCAUCUCAUGGCAGCACUCGAUGGAUCGUUCCUUAGCUACCGCAUUGGUGGCAAGCCUGAGACAAACCUCAAGGAGCGUUCUCCUCUCGCCGAAGGGAUUCGCAAGAAGAUCAUGAUUGACGAGAUUGACUUCGAGGGCGAUGCUGAAUCUGUCGGAGGACCUUAUGAUCUUGUGGUUCUCAACACGUCCAUCCUUGAGGACAAGAAGACUCAUUCCGCGUUACAGCUUAUCAGGGAUUCGAUGCGUCCUGGCGGCUUCCUUGUUGUCGUCCAUGCAUCUCGUACUCCACUCAAGGAGAGAAUGCUUCGUUGCGCUGGCCGUACCUCGAGCAACGACGGAAUCGCCACACCUCCUGACUGGCCUGAUCUCAUCGAGGAAUGCGGAUUUGAGAACACAGCUAAGAACUCGGAUAUGUGGUUCCAUCCUGGAUUCACCCUCAGUGUAAGACAGGCAAUGUCACAGAGAAAGAAGCAGCUGCUGUGGCCUCUGCAUCACGCCACCGGAACUCCUCUCGUGAAGCAUCUUUUGAUUGUGGGUGGUAAGAAGGUCUGGACGUCUUGCAUUUCCUCUGGUGUCUUCCAGGAACUUGCCUCUUUCUGUGGAAAGAUCACCGCUGUUGACUCCCUGGAGGAUAUCCACAAUGAUGAAUUGCUCUCAUCUUGCACUGCAGCCAUCAUCCUUGGCGAUAUUGAUCAGCCUAUUCUUGCUGAUAUGACGGCCGAGCGAAUGGACACCAUUCGGUCCUUGCUGCGCCCCCAAAUGCUCAUUAUGUGGGUUACUCAUAAUGCCAGGUUCGACAACCCCGAUCAUGCCGCAUCGCUUGGCUUCACUCGAACGGUUACCGGUGAAGUCCCUGGCUUGCAUAUACAAGUGCUCGAUCUCGACACCAUUGACACCUGUCCGGCUGUUCGCGCCGUGUCGAAGACGUUCGCUCGUUUCAUCGUUCAUUUCCUCGGCCCCAAGAAUGAGGAUGAUGAGCCCCUGUGGGUUCGUGAGCACGAAGUGCACGUUGAGGGUGGCCGCUUGAUCGUUCCUCGCGUUCUCCCGUGGAAAGAGGGUAAUCAGCGUGUCAAUGCGCCCCGCCGCGUGAUGACCGACACAGUCAACACUCUGGAAGACGUUGUCGAGGUCCUCGCUUCAGCCUCUGGCCGGUACGAGACUCGGGUCGAGAAGAGCGAAGCCUAUCCUUCGCAUGUUGAAUCGGCGAUGCACGUGGACUACAGCACUGUCAAGGUGUUCAACAUCGGUGCCAUUUGCUCCGGUCAUAUCUGCAUUGGCCGCAACAACGAGACUGGCAAGGCUCAAGUUGCCCUCUCUAAAUCGAAUAAGUCCUUUAUUUCGACGGCCUCUACAAUCUUCAGCACGCUCCCUGAAGGCACUGUCGGCGUCUGUGAGCCGCUCUACCUUAGCUUGCUCAGCCGGUAUAUUUACGCUCUCACUAUCGUCAACAUGGCUAAUGGCAGGUCUGUCAUGAUCAUUGAGCCUGAUGGUCUCCUCUUCCAAUGCGCCAAGGAAGUUUGUAGCAACCGCGGCAUCUGGUUUAUGGGUGCUUCCACGGAUGAGCGUCGUAGCCGAGUUGUUCCCGAUAUUGCCUUUGUUCAUUCACAGUCAACUUCCAGGCAGAUCAAGGCCCUCUAUCCCCUCGACGGGGCUUGCAUUGUCAACAUGCUGCCCAAGACUCACGACGUCUCUCGCAUGCUUGUUGACUCGGUGCCUGAGAAUUGCGAGUAUCUCACUCAGGAUAAACUUAUCUCGACUCACUUCACGGCGCACCCCAACGCGGCAUUCGUUCAGAAGCUAUGGGAAGAGGCUGUGACACUUUCUUACAACAGCAUGAAGAGCAUGCUGCUUAAUGCCAUCGAGCCUUCUUUCGACAUCCUGGACCCCAUCACUUUGCCCAAGUUGCUUGACUCUGCUGUGUCUUCUGAGGCUUUCCAGAUGCUCGACUGGAAGGCCGAGAGGUCUAUCGCUCACAUGAUCAAGCCUAUCGUGGGUGAGAAGAUGCUUCGCCCUAACAGUACCUAUGUCCUGGUUGGCAUCACUCGCGACAUGGGCCAGAGUCUCUGCUCUCUCUUCAUCGAGCAGGGUGCUCGCCAUCUUGUCUUGUGCAGUCGAAACCCCCCGAAGGAGCAGCCUCAGUGGCAGAAGGAGCUCAAUGCUCGCGGCAUCAAGGUCAAGUUCGAGGCGAUGGAUGUUACCAACCUCAACACGGUGAUUGCCUUCAAGACGAAGCUUGCCGAAGAUUCUUGGCCGUCUGUCGGGGGCGUGGUCAACGGUGCCAUGGUUCUUGACGACCGUGUGUUCUCCGAGAUGUCCGUUGAGACUUGGAAUCGCGUCAUGAAUCCAAAGGUGGUCGGUUCGAGGAAUCUCGACAUAGUCUUCAACUCUCCGGAUAUGGAUUUCUUUAUCAUGACCUCGUCUUUCGCUGCCAUUGGCGGCCAUGCCGGUCAAUCGAACUAUGCCGCGGCUAACAUGUACAUGAACGGCAUUGCCGCUUCUCGUCGUUGCCGCGGACUGCCGGCCACGGCUCUGAACAUUGGGGUCGUCUACGGCCUUGGCUUCUUGCACCGUGAGAAGGACGAUCUGUACGCCGGUCUCGAGCGUGAGGGAUACCCGCCCAUUUCCGAGCGUGAUCUUCAUCACAUGUUCCUCGAGGCCAUUGCUGCUGGAAAGCCCGUGGGACACACCGUCUACGACAUCACUACGGGCAUGAACCGAUUCCGCAUGGACGCACCGAAUCAGCACUGGCAGCUCGAUCCUCGUUUCUCACACAAUACCCUCCCCGAGGAGGACGAGACCGCCGCUGGUUCUGCCGGCCAGCAGAUCAAGUCUCUUGCCGAGGAUCUUGAUGCUGCCACCACCAAAGAGGACGUGAUGAAGGUGUACGUGCCUGCCUUUAUUGGCCGCUUGGAGGCACUUCUGCAGAUUGCCGAGGGCGAAAUCACACCUGCCAACAGCGUCACUGAGCUUGGUGUCGACUCUCUUAUCGCAGUCGAAAUCCGCUCCUGGAUUUGGAAGACGGUCGCCCAAGAUGUUGCGGUGAUGAAGAUCCUUAGCGCUACCAGCAUUGCCCAGUUGUGCGAGGGAAUUGCCAGUGAUCUUUUGGUCGCCCGCGGUGCUGCAGCCAAGGAUUCUACUGCUCCUACUGAACAGAAGGAGACUCCCGCUGGCUCUCAGACUUUGCAGGCUGUCAGUGGCUCGGUCAAAUCAGCUCCGAGCACCACUCCAUCUCUCGAGGCUUCGGCUAGCACUUUGACUGAAGCCACUGUGGUUUCGAUUGUCAGCACUUCCACUGUGGUAUCCAGCGCCAGCACUGCUACCAGCGUUGAUGGUGACGCUGAGGAGGAUAACGCCUUGUCGGCUAGUUGGGAGGACGUAGGAAAGAAGGAGUCUUCCAUUUUUCUCUGAGCGAUGGAUGGUGGGAUUUUCCGGUGCGAUUUGGUUUGAUGGUUUGAUUUUCUGAGGGUUCGGCUUGGUUUCUUUUUCAUUCUCUCUACUACUUGUUGUUUUUUCUCUUCUCUUCCACUAUACUAGAGUGGAAUCUCUUUUUCUAGAUCUUUUUGCACUUGCUCUCACGAGCUGGCUAGAUAGUCAUGGUCACUAUACCCUCAGUAACCUACUACAUGGAUUCGGCGUUCUGCUUGACAACUUAGGGUUUCAAUGGUUUUGCAGUCAUAGGUUACCGGAUAUAGGUCGGACAGGCUUACACAUUUUCAAACACUUUGCUCUGAAUACAAGGACAAGUGGGAAAUGGUUUAUAGAGAUAGUUCUCGGAACAGGCAAAACUAAAACAACG
Messenger RNA from Neurospora crassa OR74A, 11125 nucleotides. It is a transcript of the gene pks-4, whose product is annotated as polyketide synthase 4. The record is from RefSeq and is a predicted model, not a curated record. The transcript is spliced from 6 exons. NCBI's taxonomy places the organism in Eukaryota, Fungi, Ascomycota, Sordariomycetes, Sordariales, Sordariaceae. Gene Ontology annotation, biological process: secondary metabolite biosynthetic process; fatty acid biosynthetic process. Gene Ontology annotation, molecular function: 3-oxoacyl-[acyl-carrier-protein] synthase activity; fatty acid synthase activity; phosphopantetheine binding. The coding region runs from base 3034 to 10737 and encodes 2567 amino acids.